AUGUGUCAAGAUCUCCCAACGGAUGGCUUCAAGUGGAUCUCAAACGUUGACGAAUUUAGCGAAAAGAGAAUUGCGAAGCUUGUCGAAAAAAACAAGUAUGGAUACUUGCUCGAGGUUGACAUAGACUAUCCUGAGAGGCUACACGACAAGCAUAACGGGUUACCGUUUUCACCUGAACGCAUGACGAUUAACAAGGUUGAAAAACUGGUACCAAAUUUAAAAAACAAGCGUGGAUAUGUGGUACAUAUCAGAGCUCUAAAUGAGGCUAUAAAGCACUGGCUUGAAUUGAAAAAAGUACAUAGGGUCAUUCAAUUUAAUCAGGAACCAUGGCUUAAAGGGUAUAUAAAUCACAAUAUGAGGCUAAGAACUGCUGCCAAAAAUGACUUUGAGAAGUAUUUCUACAAGUUAAUGAACCUCUCGGUGCUCAACAAGACCAUGGAGAAUAUUAGAAAUCAUCGGAACAUUCAGCUGGUUACCAACGAGGACAAGUGUAGAGAUGGGGAAGACGGAGGUCAAAGUGAGCAAAGCCGGUGUAUAUAUGCCAGGCAAUCCUGGACCUGUCAAAUCAUGUAUAAAUUUCACUAUGACUUUAUGCACCCAAAAUAUGGUAGCAAAUUGCAGCUCUGUUACAUGGACACGGACUCCUUGUGUAACAUAAGAACAGAAGAUUUUUAUCGUGACAUUGCGCAGGAUGUUGAGGACCGUUUCGAUACGAAUGCUUAUAAUUUAGAUGAUGGGAGACCUCUUCCUCUGGGGAACAAAAAAGGCCUCAUGAAGGAUGAAUUAGGUGGAAAAAGUAUGACCGAGUUCAUCACCCUGAGAGCAAAGUUAUAUGCUUAUGAGAGUCUUACAAAAGAGGACGGUAACAGGAAAGCGAAGGGCGUAAAAAGAUGUGUUACCAAGAAGUCUAUCACUUUUAACGACUAUAGACGAUGCUUGGAAGAGGGCAUUGAUAUAUAG
This is a messenger RNA of Hydractinia symbiolongicarpus, 960 nucleotides long. RefSeq lists its product as uncharacterized. The record is from RefSeq and is a predicted model, not a curated record. NCBI's taxonomy places the organism in Eukaryota, Metazoa, Cnidaria, Hydrozoa, Anthoathecata, Hydractiniidae. The transcript is spliced from 2 exons. Bases 1 to 960 code for a protein of 319 amino acids.